CCUAACCAGUCGAUAAAAGGUGGUGGAGCAGAUUGAUUGUUACAGAGGCAGAAUCGGACUUCAGUGGGUCAAUAACUUAAAAAAUAAAUUUGUACCUUUUCGGGACGUUAUGAUGCACCACUUCUUUGCAAGUUUUUGUGUAAUUGCACAGAUAACUUUGUUCAUGAAGUCUUCAAACGGAAACUUCAUUGUUCAACCAGUUUCUAUGAAUCUUGAAGGCUAUUCAUACACUACACAGCCACUAUCGCGGACUUUAAAUAGUGAAAGUCAACUUGAAAUCGUUAAUGAGUGGAAAUAUUUGGACUUUGAAUACUCAACUUUUGUCGAACGUCAACAAGCAAUUUUGAAUGGAGACUUUGUACCGAAAAAUAAUUUACCACUUGGUAUUGAUGUGUAUCAAAACCGCCUGUUUGUUACAACACCUCGUUGGAAGGAUGGAGUCCCAGCAAGUUUAGGUACAAUUCCAUUUCCUCCAAAAGAGACAAGUCCAGCAAUAAAACCGUAUCCAAAUUGGGAGGCCCAUGGGAAUCCAAAUAAUCCCGACUGCUCAAAACUGAUUUCGGUGUAUCGUACAGCGGUAGAUAAAUGUCAUAGGCUUUGGUUGAUUGAUUCAGGUAUAGUCAAUGCCACAAUCAACUUAAACCAAAUUUGCCCGCCUAAAAUAGUUAUAUAUGACCUUAGAACUGACAAAUUAAUUGUUCGGUACAAUUUGGAAAAAUCUCAAGUAAAGCAGGAUUCUCUGCACUCUAAUAUUGUUGUGGAUAUAGGAGAUAAUUGCGAUGAUGCGCACGCUAUUGUAUCGGAUGUAUGGAGAUUUGGUCUUGUUGUUUACAGCCUAUCAAAAAACAGAAGCUGGAGAGUGACAAAUUACAAUUUCUACCCGGACCCCAUAGCUUCAGACUUUAAUAUUUACGGAUUAAACUUUCAAUGGUUAGAUGGCGUUUUUGGUAUGAGUAUAUCUUACAAUAGGGAAAGUCUGAAGCGCAAUCUUUACUUUCAUCCUAUGGCAAGUUUCAAGGAGUUUAUGGUACCGAUGGAUCUCUUGUUAAACGAAUCUUUAUGGCAAAAUGAUAUUCAAGAAAACGCAAAGUAUUUCUUUACAAUUGGAGAUCGUGGAAUUAAUAGUCAGUCGUCUACUUCCGGAAUCACAAUUAAUGGAGUUAUGUUUUUUACACAAGUUCAUCAAGAUAACAUUGGUUGCUGGGACACAACGAAACCAUACACUCGAGCCAAUUUGGGAAAUCUUCUUAAUUUGGAGAACGACUCGAACCUAAUCCAAUUUCCCAAUGACCUAAAAGUAGACAACAGAGAAGACCAAAGUGUGUGGAUAAUGAGUAACCGACUGCCAAUUUUCCUAUAUAGCAAACUGGACUAUGGAGAAGUAAAUUUUCGAAUAUUAAAGGCGGAUGUAAAUAAGAUUAUUCGUAACAGUAUUUGUGAUCCGGGCAAUAGGUACGUUAAUGGAUCUAAAUCAGCUUUUGUGUUAAUUGAAGAAGGUCAAUGCUAUUAAAAAAACUAACAAAAUGGUUAAUAAAGUUUUGAUUUGCCGGAAAAAUACCUAUGUAUCUAGGGUGUCGAAACAAAGAUACAAAAUAUCUAAAUAUAUUUCAGUUGCAAAAUUUGUCCACAAAUACAUUUCAUUAAAAUAA
Messenger RNA from Drosophila gunungcola (fruit fly), 1649 nucleotides. It is a transcript of the gene yellow-h, whose product is annotated as protein yellow. Gene Ontology annotation, cellular component: extracellular region. NCBI's taxonomy places the organism in Eukaryota, Metazoa, Arthropoda, Insecta, Diptera, Drosophilidae. The coding region runs from base 110 to 1510 and encodes 466 amino acids. The transcript is spliced from 3 exons. The record is from RefSeq and is a predicted model, not a curated record.